Cyprinodon tularosa is the source of this 3314-nucleotide messenger RNA. RefSeq lists its product as uncharacterized. Lineage: Eukaryota; Metazoa; Chordata; Actinopteri; Cyprinodontiformes; Cyprinodontidae. The record is from RefSeq and is a predicted model, not a curated record. Gene Ontology annotation, molecular function: RNA binding. The coding region runs from base 115 to 3288 and encodes 1057 amino acids. The transcript is spliced from 6 exons. Gene Ontology annotation, biological process: protein ubiquitination; Notch signaling pathway.
AAGAAACAAAAUAAAAAAAAAACAUGUUAGUUUCACUUUUCCUCCACAGCCUGUGAAGAUUCGCGAUCUUUGAAAGUUGUCAAGAAAGCGAAAUCAGCGUAAAACAAAUGAAAGAUGGCAGAGGCGGGCAGGACUGUGAAAGUGAGUGGGCUCCCCACUGACAUUGAAGAUGAGAGGCUAAAAGACAAGUUACUCAUUCACUUUCUCAGAUCCAGGAAUGGAGGAGGGGAAAUAGACCAUGUCGCACUUUUGAAGCCAAGGCCUUUAUGUGCUCUGAUCAUCUUCGAGGACAGCGCGGUGGCACAGAGAAUUGUUCAAGACUACCGACACGUUCUGGAAAUAGAUGGGAGGAAAUAUGAACUUAAUGCUUCAGAGCAUCCUGACAGCUUGGACGCAGACCAGGUCGUCCUAAGUUUAACCGCAAUGGUUGACUACAGCCGGCUUCCUGGGGGAAUCAAUGCACUGGAAAACCUUUGUGAAAGUCAUCAGGAUGUCCAGAUAAACCAGACUGCUUCUGAGAGGUGUUGUACAUUGUCUGGCUCAUACUCCAAGGUGCAGGCUGCUUUGGCCCAGCUACUGUGCCAUCCUGGAGGUCCACAGUUCUCAGAGUAUAAAGACUCAGGACCAGCUGCCUCCAGGAGGAUUUCACCUUUGCAGAAAUCACAGAAGCCUCAAGUGUCAAAAGACCAGAGGAGAAAUCCUACCAAGCCAAAAGAACCUAGAGAAGAAAGAGAUUACUCUGAUGUUCUAACAGAGGAUAAAAACUUAAGCUUAAACAGAAAUCUGGCACCUGGAGAUGAUAACUGGGAAUCUGCCAAUCACAAAGUGAGCGCAGCUCAGGGCUCUCCUACUGCUUUCAUAGAGGAGUCCUCUCUGAUCGUGGACUCAGAUGUGUUCCAGUAUCUGCAGAAGCACUGCAAGAAGGAGUACCAUAAAAUCCUGAGUCAGUUUGGUAUUGAGGUGAUAAAUGAAACGAAUCAGGGCCUGACCACUCUGUUUUUGCACAUUGCUGAUGCAGCAGUGGGGGAGGAGGGGCGGGAGCGCGUGACACUCGCUAAAAAGGCAAUAAGUCAACUUUACCAGGAGAAUGAGGCAAAGAUCUGUCGAGACCAGAUGCCUAAGAUCAUCCUUAACCACGGGGGAGGACUGCAAAGGGCAAUGGAGAACUUAAGCACAAGACUUCCAAAGCUUCUUCUAAACGAAGAUGAGCAGAAUAUUUACUUUAUUGGUAGCAGUAAGGAUAUAGCUGAGGGCAGACACUAUCUUCUUAUAGACCACAAGGAAUCAAGAAAUAGGAAGGAAGAUGUUGCCAGUCUUCUGAAUUUCCCUUCUUAUAAUUCUGGCUCAUCACCACUUCAUGCUGAGGAGGAACGAGGGCCCUUAACUACUUCUCAGGCUGAAGGACAUUUUGAUGAAAGGGUACAUAGGAGGCUGAUAUCAGAGGAAGAUGAACUCAGAGGUGAUGGAGCUAGAAGGUAUAAACUAGCCGCUCGGUUUAAAGAUUCAGGACUUGCCGGUUUGGGGAACUUUCCUUUCCGCCCAAAUGCAUCACCCAGCAGGCAAACCCAUCAGGAACAGAUGCCCAGGACUGAAGUGCAGUCCCAAACAACAGGGAUAUCUGGUGAAGAAGCUUUACAAGGGGACAUAUUAUUUAAAACAGCACAUGCAUCUGCAUCUCCAUCUGCAUUCACCACGAUUAAAACACCACUGAUCACAAAUACGGCAGAUACCCGACCAAAGAAUUUAACAUCCCCAUUUGGUUUAACUCCUUCCAGUCUCCCAAGCAGUGCACUUCCACCUUCUGCGCCUGGAUCCACUUUAAAGCGAGCCAGUAGUUUCUCAGGAACCCCUCAGCAGAAAGCUCAGGUCUUGGGCCAAAAGAGCCAAGAUGAUUCCAGUAAAUCCCCAGCUAGAGUCAGGGAGCGAUCCUCCAGCUUUAGUAGCCAAACAUUGAGGGAUAAACAAGAAGUCUAUCGUGAAGAGAUCUCAGUUUCCCGGGUUAUGUGGCAGUACAUAAAGGAAGCCUACGGCACCCGAGUGGAGGACCUGACCUCUGAUCUCCAGAUGAAAGAGAGCUUUUCUGAGGGCAGUCGGGAUUUGACUAUAAUCUUGAGAGGGGCCGACUCGUCCAAAGUUAAACUAUGUCGGGAGCGUCUACAGACGCUUGUUGACUCAGUUGGUGCCGACUUCUCUGUUCAGGAGCUGCGGAUGGCGGAGCUUGGCAUUUCCAAUCCUGACGAUGAAACUUUACAGGCUUGCUGCUCUGAGGUGCGCAGCCGCUUCAAGAAGGUCGUAAUUCACACCAUGAAGAAGAGCUUGUAUCUUGUUGGUCCUGAACAGCUGUGCUCUAAGGUUGCUGCUACACUGAGGGAGGUAUUUUCCAGAGAACCUGAACAACAUGACUUCUCAAACCAUUUUUUGCCGUUGAAUGCAACCCAAAGCAGAAGUCGAGCCCCGGACAGCAGUUAUCAGGUGGUAGCAUUCACCCAAACCAAUAAAGCCAAUGGGAACGGUGGGAAUCAGCAAUGGAAAACAACCUAUGACAGAGACUUUAAUGAGAAUAGGCCCAUUAAUGGAGCAAGUAGCCAAUUAUCAGUGAAGAAAGAAUAUGUCUUAAGGGAGAAAGAGGAUAGAAAAAUAAUCGAAAACAAUCCCGUGAAUGGUGAGAAAGAGAGGACAUUACAUCAAACAGACUUUACGGGACAUAGAUCAUCAGAGACCCAGAGCAACUCAGCGGAGUCCAGGUCAGGUCCGGAAGGACAGGUUUUCUGCUCUGUCUGUGAGCAGAGGAAGCAUUUUUUGGUGAGGGCAAAGUGUGGGGUCACCCUGUGCUCAGAAUGCUUAGAAAGGGUGCACACUUACUGCAAAAUCUGCUAUAAGGCAGAGCCCAAGGAACCCCAAGGAAUCUCAGGCGAGAUGAAGAAAUCCAAACUGAGCAUAGCCUUACCAGGUCACACCAAGGACACCGCCAUCAAGAUCACUUACCGCAUUCCUGAUGGUAUCCAAGGGGAGGGUCAUCCGUCACCUGGUAAACCAUUUAAAGGUGGCCUAUUUGAAGCCUACCUCCCAGACCAUGGCAACGCUAGGAAGCUCCUUCCCCGACUGGAAAAGGCCUUUAAGCAGGGACUCACCUUCACAGUGACGGGCAAAGGAAGAGAGGCCAGGGUCACCUGGGAUGGCAUCCCACACAAAACCAGUUUAUAUGGAGGCAAAGCUGAGAAAGGGUACCCAGACUCAGGUUACCUAUCACGCCUCUCCAGUAUCUUAACUUCUAAAGGGAUUGAGUAGCUGUCAGCCUGGUCCAAAAAAAAGAA